UUUUGCUGAACCAUCAGACAACUAGAUAAUGAAAUGUUUGUUUGAAGGUCGAUUUCCAUGGUAUACCUUUUCAUGAAAACCAAGGAAUAACCCGUGUCAAAACCCAACUUUAUGUGACGUGUUAUUUAAGUAUCCUUCAGCGUUUUCGAUUUUUAAGUAGUUUAUCGAGAGCCGAUAUAAUAUGUUGACCUACUUCUGCAAAUCACUAUUUGACUAUCAUUUCCCUUUCUUUUCAAGAUCAUUAAACUGUUCUUUAGCCGGGUUUCCUCUAUUUGCAUUUUUUUUUUUUCAAUUAAUGGCUGAGUAUCGUGUAGAAAUACAAGUAGAUGAUUCAAGGAGCCCACAAGACAAGACCCCUCUUCUCGAAACUUCAGGCGAAACCCAUGAUUCAAAUCGCCAAGAAAAUCAAGAAAAUGAUGAUGAAACCCGUUUGGAUAAAACCCUUGCUAAGUUAGAUUCAUUUCUCACGUUUUUAGGCUUUAAUCAGACCUCAGUGUCGAGUUUUGUGCUUUCUUGGGGUUUUUUAUUGCUGAUAGGAAUUACGCUCCCUGUGGUGAUUCUUGAGCUUUCCAAUUGCCCAGGUUGUGAGAAGGGUCAAAUCAAGACUUUUGAAAUUGAUAUAGUGAUUUCUCAGGCUUGUUUAGCAGCUGCAUCUCUAAUUUGCCUUUCACACAAUUUAAGAAAGUAUGGUAUUAGGAAAUUUCUGUUUGUUGAUCGAUAUAGUGGCCAUGUGGAGAGAUUCAGUGACCACUAUAUGCAGAAGAUUUCGGUAUCUUGUUUUGCAGGAUUCUAUGCGUUUGCUAGUGUUCUGGGUACUGCCUUGUUUCAUUCUGAAGAUUGCGCGUGAAAUCAUCCGCAUUUUAUACGUUCGUCAUGAGUCAUGGUGGCUUUCUGUUGCUAUUUUGUUCGCUCUUAUCUUUUCAUGGACUUAUGUGACAACAAUCUUUCUUUCAGCAUGUAUUUUGUUCCAUGUGGU
Molecule: messenger RNA, 976 nt
Organism: Olea europaea var. sylvestris
Lineage: Eukaryota; Viridiplantae; Streptophyta; Magnoliopsida; Lamiales; Oleaceae
Exons: 2
Coding region: 182-847 (221 amino acids)
Source: RefSeq, a predicted model, not a curated record